Messenger RNA from Paramuricea clavata, 839 nucleotides. The record is from the annotation of a GenBank genome assembly. NCBI's taxonomy places the organism in Eukaryota, Metazoa, Cnidaria, Anthozoa, Malacalcyonacea, Plexauridae.
AUGUAUGUGGAUACACUGAUUGAAAUGAUUUGUACCACUUUAGUUAAGCAUGAUACCCUAGAGGGUGUUAUGAAUGAAACUGAUAGUGCAGAUAAGAUUUUAGCAGGUAAUGUACCCAAUUAUUUGUAUAUUUUGGACGGUGAUUGUUAAAAAUUAAACCGUUAAAAAUUUUGUCGGAAAAAACACGGAAAAACGUGGAUAUUUGUAAGGAUAUUAUUGAACCGUUUUUUCAACAACAUUGGUAGUAUUAUCUAUAUAAGGUUAUGGUAUGCAGUAGUAUCAUAUUACAGCAUUAGAAAAUUAAAGCAUUAAAAAACAUUUUAUAUUUUUUAAAAGAUGUCGUCGCGUACUUAUUUUUUCGAGUCUGUAUCACCACUGUUUAAAAGUGUAAAAUGGGAGAGCUUAGUAGCAGUAUUACAAGAAAUGGGGAUGCUCUAUUUUAAAUAUUACAAUACGGACUACAAUUGUGUGUGAAAAUUGUAGGUGUUGUUCAAUUUGCCGACCGUGUAAAUAUGAGAAAAUUGCGGACGGCAAUGCUCAAUGUUGAAUUUCAGACAUCAUAUCUAGAAUGUGUACGACUUCCUAUGGUUUUACCUCAUUUACGAAUAUGGUUGCUAUGUUUGCAUCAUGAUCUUCCCGAGUCAGAAAUUAAAGAGCGUGGUAAUUUUGCAUUGGGUGGUAGAAAUCGAGAUUUAGAAGAUGAUAUGGCCCCUUAUAGAGCGUUGUUAAAGGAUUUUAUGAAAACUAAAGAUUAUACACUUUGUGUACAUUUAAAGGCGGGUCGUAAAAUAUGCAAGUAUGCUGAUGCACUAGAUAGGUUGCCCAUUGAUGGGGUAUAA